Messenger RNA from Agelaius phoeniceus (red-winged blackbird), 2682 nucleotides. RefSeq names its product N-acetylated-alpha-linked acidic dipeptidase 2. Gene Ontology annotation, molecular function: carboxypeptidase activity. Lineage: Eukaryota; Metazoa; Chordata; Aves; Passeriformes; Icteridae. The record is from RefSeq and is a predicted model, not a curated record.
AACCCCAACUCUUCAGAAGUGCAUCAAAAUGUGAGACAGAAACUUGUGGCUGAAAUGAAAGCAGAGAACAUCAGGAAAUUUCUUCGUUCAUUUACCAAGUUGCCUCACCUCGCAGGAACUGAACAGAAUCUUCUUCUUGCCAAAAAAAUUCAAGGCCAGUGGAAGGAAUUUGGAUUGGAUUCAGCAGAACUUGUUAAUUAUGAUGUGCUUCUUUCAUACCCAAAUGAAGAGCAGCCAAACUACAUUUCACUAAUUGAUGAUCAAGGGAAUGAGGUUUUCAAUACAUCAUUGUUUGAACCACCUCCACAGGGGUAUGAAAACGUUACUGAUAUACUACCACCCUAUAAUGCGUUUUCAGCACAAGGAGUGCCAGAGGCAGAUCUGGUGUAUGUGAAUUAUGGGCGUACAGAAGAUUUUUUUAAGCUGGAGCGUGAAAUGGGAAUUAACUGUACAGGAAAGAUUGUCAUUGCCAGAUAUGGGAAGAUCUUCAGAGGAAACAAAGUUAAAAAUGCCAUAUUAGCAGGAGCCAAAGGGAUCAUACUUUACUCAGACCCUGCUGACUACUGUGCACCUGGAGUAGAACCUUAUCCAAAUGGCUGGAACCUUCCAGGUGGAGGAGUCCAGCGUGGGAAUGUUUUAAAUCUGAAUGGAGCUGGGGAUCCUCUGACCCCAGGUUAUCCUGCAAAAGAGUACACUUUCAGGUACAAGGUUGAUGAAGGUGUAGGGAUUCCCAAAAUCCCGGUUCAUCCCAUUGGAUAUCAUGAUGCAGAAGUAUUACUGCGUGCAAUGGGAGGACCUGCAGCUCCAGACAGCAGCUGGAAGGGAAGUCUCAAUGUGUCUUACAAUAUAGGGCCAGGAUUCACAGGCAACUCUUCUGCAAGAAAAAUCAGAAUGCACAUUCAUACAAGCAAUAAAAUAACACGAAUUUACAACGUCAUUGGCAUCCUCAGAGGAGCUCUGGAACCAGACAGAUAUAUUAUUUUAGGUGGUCAUAGAGACUCUUGGGUGUUUGGUGGUAUUGAUCCAACCACUGGUGCUGCAGUUCUGCAAGAGAUCGUACAGAGUUUCGGUAAAAUGAAGAUGGAAGGUUGGAGACCUAGGCGAACUAUUAUUUUUGCUAGCUGGGAUGCAGAAGAAUUUGGAUUAUUGGGUUCCACAGAGUGGGCUGAGGAAAAUGCCAAAGUCCUUCAGGAACGGGCAGUCGCUUACAUCAACGCAGAUUCUUCUAUAGAAGGUAACUACACAUUAAGAGUUGACUGUACCCCUCUUCUCUACAAACUGGUGUAUAAUCUGACAAAAGAGAUUUUAAGCCCUGAUGAGGGUUAUGAAAAUAAAUCUCUUUAUGAGAGCUGGCUGGAGAAAGAUCCCUCAUCUGAAAAUAAUAACUUUCCCAGAAUAAACAAACUGGGGUCAGGCAGUGAUUUUGAAGCUUACUUCCAGCGACUGGGAAUUGCAUCAGGCAGAGCUCGUUACACCAAGAACAGGAAAGCAGACAAAUUCAGCAAUUAUCCUGUUUAUCACACUGUGUACGAGACAUUUGAGCUAGUGGAAAAAUUUUAUGACCCCACCUUCAAGAAACAGCUAACAAUUGCCCAGUUACGAGGAAAACUGAUUUAUGAACUGGCAGAUUCCCAGGUCAUUCCAUUUGACUCUAGAGACUAUGGAGAAGCCUUAAAAGGAUACAGCAACAGAAUUUAUAAAUUAGCCAAGAAGCAUGAGGAACAGCUGAAACUUUAUAAAGUAUCAUUUGAUCCUCUUUUUUCUGCUGUGAUGAACUUCUCAAAGGCUGCUUCUGAAUUUCACAGGAGACUUGAACAAGUUGACAAGAAAGAUUCAGUUGCAGUGCGCAUCGUGAAUGAUCAGCUGAUGCUGGUAGAAAGAGCUUUCACUGAUCCUCUGGGCUUGCCAGGAAGGAAGUUUUACAGACAUGUUAUCUUUGCUCCAAGCAGCCACAACAAAUAUGCAGGAGAAUCCUUCCCAGGAAUCUAUGAUGCCAUGUUUGAUAUUGAAAGCAAAGCUGAUCAACGUGAAGCCUGGGAAGAAGUGAAGAGGCAGAUUUCCAUUGCAGCCUUCACUGUGCAGGCAGCAGCAGACACACUGAAGGAAGUAGCAUAAGAUGAAGGCUUUGAAAACUCCCACAGCAGAGUGUGGCACACGGAGCUGUCAGGCUGCUGCAGUGUCCCAGUGUCCCUGACUGCCUGCCCUGCCUGAGUCUCCAGCCUCCCAAACCACAUGGCAGGUGAGCAGAGCUCUGUGCGUCAGAGAACUCCUGAGCUAGGAGUUGCUGCAUCUCUGCUACUCACAGAACUGUAGCUUCAUGAACAACCCUGGGUGGAAGCAAAUUUGGGUGUCGGGAGAAGUGGGAAGGGGGGAAAACAGGAACAAUCAGUUUCUGAUUAGAAUUUUCUGAGAGAUCUACCAGCUUUGAGGACCCAAUGUUUUGGAUGUAAAGUUAUUGAAACAAUUAUUUGCCAAGCUACCUGCAAAUUUUGUCCACAGCAGUGAUCAACAGCACACAUUUUGAUGGAAAAAACAUAAUACUCAGCCUGUAUGUCUUGUUCUGAUACUUUUAUAAUUAAAAGGCAUCUCUGCAUAUCAGAAUCUAUUCUGCAGGACCGGUGAAUGCUCUUUACACUGAUUUGCUUUCUUUUCCUUGAAAAAAAUAAAUAAGUGACUCUCCUA